Molecule: messenger RNA, 1158 nt
Organism: Ostrea edulis (European flat oyster)
Lineage: Eukaryota; Metazoa; Mollusca; Bivalvia; Ostreida; Ostreidae
Product: integumentary mucin A.1-like
Exons: 3
Coding region: 105-959 (284 amino acids)
Source: RefSeq, a predicted model, not a curated record
GAAGUCAGCCAAUAUGACGAUGUAGAGUACUACCUUAAAAGAAAAUCGCAUAAAGGAUUUACUUCCUUAUUCUAGACAGACGUACCUUAAUACCUUUACUGCAGAUGCAGUUAGCGGUGGUUGCUUUUGUGCUUCUUAAAGGUAUUCUUGUGCAGUCACUUUGUCAAGACGGCUGUUGUGAGUCUGACCCAAGAUGUACAGAUUUUGAUUUUAUCAUGGUAGCCUGCCUCGAUUCCGCUCAAGCUGGUAUCUGUCCCGUGACCUGUAAAACAUGUUCCUCUUCCCAAACUACCACAGUUCCAUCCGUCACGUUACCAGUGACGACCUCAGCUCCCUGCCAAGACACAAAUCCCACAUGUUUUGAUUUUGAUUUCAUUAUGACUGGGUGCCGCGACCCGGAUCAAGCGCAGCUUUGCCCACAAAUGUGCGGGUUGUGUUCCGUUGUGUCAACCACAACUCUCUUACCCACCACAACAACACUUGUUUGUGAAGAGACGGACCCUCGCUGUGUAGAAUUUGACUUUCUAAUUACUGCGUGUCUCGAUAGCGAAAAAGCAAAGAUCUGUCCGAAAAUGUGUGGCUUGUGUUCACCGGAAGCAACGUCACAGACAAAUGUCCCAACAACAACAGCUCUGACAACGACACAAGGCACCACGACACUUUCCUCACAGUGUGUGGACACUGACCAGAGAUGUUUGGAAUUUGAAUUCAUUAUGUCUGUUUGUCUGGAUAAUCAACAAUCACAGACUUGUCCCAGAGCAUGUGGACUUUGUACUGACUUAACAACAACAUCAACAACACCACCAACCACACCGCCAACAACAACAACAGUAGCCCCUACAACCACCCUAACAUGUGUGGACACAGACCCACGAUGUUUAGAAUUUAAUUUCAUAAUCACAGCUUGUUUGGACCCGGUCCAAUCAAAACUCUGUCCACAAAUAUGUCAACUGUGCUGAAUUUUGGACUAUUACAAUUUUAAAGUUUCAGAUCGAAUUUGUUAAAGGGGUUAUUGUUUAAUUGCAUGUGUAAAUGUUUGUAGAAGCAAUCUGAUUCCAAAGGAGCUGAUGUAUGUACAUGUAUGAGAAAUUUUAACAUUUUCAGUUACUGAUUUUGUUUGGUUAUAAACUUUUGGAAUUAAAGAAAAAUAUGCUGUGA